Molecule: messenger RNA, 2484 nt
Organism: Trichoplax adhaerens
Lineage: Eukaryota; Metazoa; Placozoa; Uniplacotomia; Trichoplacea; Trichoplacidae
Exons: 23
Coding region: 1-2484 (827 amino acids)
Cellular component (GO): membrane
Source: RefSeq, a predicted model, not a curated record
AUGUCCAAAUUUCAAGUCGGCAUUUUAACCUUCUUGGUUUUGGCUAUCCACACGGUAUACGGACAAAAUACGACAACCGUCAAUAAUGGCGUCAUUACUUUUAGCCAACUACCAACCAUUGGGACUACUCAAUCCAAUCCCAAUGAUUAUGUACCAGAAUCCAAUUUAGCCACCUUAUAUGCUAUGGCAAAAGGCUUUACCAAUGCCCUCAUUCCUGGUCAUCUACCCUAUACGUUCAUGGUCGGUAUCCUCAGCAAUUUACAAACUCCUAAUGACAUCUUAACCUAUGUGACGACAAAUUAUCAUUCGUUAACCUCAAAAGAAGUUGGUUUACUCGCUUGUGUGGCUAUCGGACUCCUAAUUGGUGUUCUUAUGCCUAUUGUUGGAUUAAUAUUUUGUUGCUGUCGAAUGUGUGGUAAAUGUGGUGGUGCCAUGGUUCAAACCCAUAAAAAGAGAUCUCAUUGCUACUGCUAUACCAUCUUCUUGGCCAUUUUUGCUUCUAUUGCCUUGGCCGGAGGAAUACUCAAUAUUCUCACUGAUAAACAUAUCAUGGCCACCGUUCCAUAUGUUAAUGGUGUCGCUCAAGAAGCGAUAAGUGAUCUCAACCGAUGGAAAAACACAGCUACCGCGCAAAUUGAAACCUUAGCUGGACCUCAAUUAAACUAUACAGCGGAUCUUGUCAAAGCUGACUUAGGAGAUGCAGCCGUCAGAAGUGAAUUAGGUGCACCCCUCCAAGUCGCUGUGGAACCUCAUGCAGAUUCUUCUAUCGUAACUGUUACUAAUAUAUCGAAGACUGUUAACGAUACCGCUGACGAACUCAAUGCCAUCAACGCUAGGAGGACUCAACUUGUAGCAUUGCAAACUUCAUUAACUAAUGAAGUCAACAAGGCAAAGACUGAUUUAAAUUCGGCCAUAAGUGAUUGCAAUACACUUCCAGGCAGUCCCUGCAGUGACAUCGAUACCUCAGUAAUCAACGUCAAUGUUGAUUAUGGAACGUUACCAAGUAUCGAUAGUCAAAUCGCAGAAGUCCAGAAAGUAAGAAAUCUUGGCCUAACAAAUAUGGCAUCACAGGCUCAAAGUGAAAUUAGGAAUUUGCCUGACACAGUGGUAACACAAACAAGCGCCACUCGAAGCAGUGUUGUCACUAGUGUUAAUACACUACAAUCGCAAGCUGGAUCUCAAGUUGCAACCAUCACUCAACCUAUUAAAAAUAUUGAUUUUAGCACUUUUUAUACUCCAAUCGCUAAUGCUCUGAAUGGCAUUACCAAUUCCGAUGCCUAUAAAUACGCGGAAUACGGCUUAAAUGGGUUCGCUGGACUUUUAAUCUUACAAGCUGGUUUGAUUAUGUUGGCAUUGCUUUUGGGUGGAUUAUCUUACAAGGAUGAUGUACCUUCAAUAAAGCGAUCAACUACAUCCAAUAUCGCUGGCUAUCUCCUUAUGGCAGCUGCUGGCUUGAUUAUCAUAUUUUCGUUCCUGUAUUGCUUUGUUGCCAUUACCUUAUUGACAAUUGGAGCUAAUACAGAGAAAGCCUGUCAAGGUCUUCGUGAUAAUUCAUUCUUUUCUCAGGUUGCCGACGCUCGUUUACCUGGCGGCAAAACUGUUUUAGAAAGCUUAAUUAAUCCUUCUAAUGCUAAUAAUCCAACCACUCAAUUAUUCUCUGGUAUCUCCGCUGCAGGACUUAUAUCUGCAUGCCAGCAGAACAGAGCAUUGUACACUGCUCUAAAUUUAUCCAAAAGUGCUAAUAUUGCCAAUAUUGUUGAAGGUGGUUUGGUUAAUACCAUCAAUAAAGCAAAAGUAACAUUCAACAUAUCAGACUAUGCGGAUACCCUGACUGCAAAAGCCGAACAAAUUCGGCAAGUUCCUCAUCCUACUGCCAUGAAUACCUCUCUUCAAUUAUUGGUAACAAAUAAAGCUAAAUUAUCGACUCAAAUUACCAGUGUCAAAGAUGCUGUUAUUAACUGGAAUAGCUAUGUCGCUAAUACUUUGCCUAAUACAGUCGCUGGAGUGAUUAAUACUUUCAAGAACAAGCUUUUUGGCUACGUUAGACAGUAUUCGUCUCAUUUAAGCAGUGAGAUGAAAAAUAGUGUUGGACGAUGUCAACCAGUCUACAACGCUUACGCAUCUUUGGCUUUGAAAGCAGCUUGUGGUUACGGUAUUGAUGGUCUGAGUGGUUUCUGGUUCGCUCUAUGCAUGUGCGUUGGAUGUUUUAUACCCAACUGUAUCUUAUCUAUUAAAUUGGCGAAAUACUUCAGAAGGAUGAAGACAGAAUUUUUCACUUCCAAAAAUGCAAAACAAAUGUUCGAAAAUAGCCCUAACAAGGAUAACGUUCAACUCAAAAACUAUAAAGGCAAUAAGGUUGGACCCUCAGGACCCGUUGCUGAAAAAGUCCCACCACCGCCUGGAUACAAAGCUAACGGUCAUCGUGGUCCACCACGCCCGCCAAUGAAACGAAGUUCUGGUCACAAAGUUCCUAUCGCUUACUAA